Molecule: messenger RNA, 249 nt
Organism: Penicillium daleae
Lineage: Eukaryota; Fungi; Ascomycota; Eurotiomycetes; Eurotiales; Aspergillaceae
Exons: 1
Coding region: 1-249 (82 amino acids)
Source: RefSeq, a predicted model, not a curated record
AUGACGGCUGGUGGAACCGGGCUCAAUAAUCGAGCGACACCCGUCACACCGAUCAGCACUUGCCAGGGUUUCGGGACAGGUGCGGGUGCCAUGCCAGCAUCUCUCGAGUCGCUGGACUCCCUGCAUGAGAGCUCACUGCAAGCAUCAUCGCAUUUACGAGACCGUGGACGACAGGUCCAAGAAGGGCUGCAGACAGAUCCAGGAGAUCAGGGAACUGAGCUCCAUCUAUCUGCUCUCGGCGGGAUCUAG